AUGGCAGAUUCAAGUGCAAGUACACCUCAAGGUGCUAGAAGAAACAAAAGACCAUGGACAAUGCAUGAAGAUGCAAAGCUAAUAGAUGCCCUCAUGAAUUUGCAUGUAUCUGGUAAGUAUUCAAGUACAGAUAAUGGUUUCAAACCCGGAUAUCUUAAGGCAGUGCAACAACUAUUGGAUGUAAGUCUCCCUAACUCGGGUUUGAAAGCGGGGCCUCAUAUCAAAUCAAGAAUAAAAACAUUGAAGGCGAACUUUAGCAUUGUACAUGAUAUGCUAGUCGACACAAACACAGGUGGCUUCGGAUUUAGGUGGGAUUCUAAAACAUGUUGCAUUGAUGCAGAAGCCCAAGUGUGGAAUGAGUACAUUAAGUCUCAUAAAAGUGCAGCUAAUUUUAGAGGCAAGCCAUUGUCAUUCUACGAAAAGCUUUGUACUCUCUUUGGUAAAGACAGGGCUACACAAUCUCAAGCUAUUGAUCUUGGAGAUGAAGAUACUUUAGAAGAGAUGCCAACGACACCAGUGACUUCCCCUACUGAUGUUGAUAGGGAUAUGUUUCAUAGACUUGACAGAUGGUAA
This is a messenger RNA of Erigeron canadensis, 573 nucleotides long. RefSeq lists its product as uncharacterized. NCBI's taxonomy places the organism in Eukaryota, Viridiplantae, Streptophyta, Magnoliopsida, Asterales, Asteraceae. The coding region runs from base 1 to 573 and encodes 190 amino acids. The record is from RefSeq and is a predicted model, not a curated record. The transcript is spliced from 3 exons.